This is a messenger RNA of Wyeomyia smithii (pitcher-plant mosquito), 1811 nucleotides long. Its product is annotated as sodium channel protein Nach-like. Gene Ontology annotation, cellular component: membrane. The transcript has 6 exons. The record is from RefSeq and is a predicted model, not a curated record. Gene Ontology annotation, molecular function: ligand-gated sodium channel activity. NCBI's taxonomy places the organism in Eukaryota, Metazoa, Arthropoda, Insecta, Diptera, Culicidae. Bases 1 to 1581 code for a protein of 526 amino acids. Gene Ontology annotation, biological process: sodium ion transmembrane transport.
AUGGCUAAGCAUCAAUCAAAAAAAACUAAAGCCUCCGAUUGGAGCGUUUUCGCUUGGUUUCAAAACCAACUGAAGCUGCUGUGUAGUGAAACGGCUUUGCAUGGUUAUAACCACAUGGUACGAAAGGAUUACACUUCAACCGAACGUGCCCUCUGGACGGUGGCCGUUAGCUCGGCUUUAGUAAUAUCCAUUAUAUUACUAAGGUACUCCUGGAUGUUUGAUACCGGAGCACAUACUGUAUCUGUGAUGGAAACUACCAACUAUCCUGUUAGUAAUAUUCCGUUUCCAGCGGUAACAGUAUGCAAUUUGAAUAAAAUCUCGUUCAAGAGCGCUCUACAUAAAGCCGAGCAAAUGACUCGCCCGGAUAAUAUGACCGCCGUUGAGUUGGCUUGGAAAUUUCGUCUUUUGCUCCAUGUUUACGGUUUGGCAGACUCAAACGAAAGAGAAUACUAUGAGUUGCACAACAUUCUGCGGAUUAACAAUCUCGAGGUGGCCCAAUUGAUGGGAGAAAUUGCUCAACCGUGUUCGUCCUUGCUGGCGCGCUGUAUGUGGAAAGGAACACUCUGGAGAUGUGAAAAUCUGUUUCAGACCAUCAACAGCACCGAGGGGAUGUGCUGCUCUUUUAAUUACUAUGGAAGACGAAGCAGUUCCUCUCAAAAGCAAACUUUUGGCAAUGUUCCGAAUGAACCACGACGCGUCACAGCAAGUGGUCUUUUCACAGGCUUACGGGUGUUGAUGAAUCCCGAAAUAGACGACUAUCACACCACUGACGUGGCUACCGCUGGUGUUCGGAUUAUGAUUCAUCACCCUUAUGAUUAUCCGAAUGGGAAUAUUGAAGCGAAAAUUAUACUACCCCAGAUGGUGGCUCUCAUACCCAUCCAGCCUAAAGAAACUUACUCCACAAACGAUGUCUUAAGCAUGGAUCCUUGGGAUCGGUUUUGCUAUGCUCAUAACGAGGCAAAGCUAAGUGUUAUGCGGCGCUAUUCAUUCGAAAAUUGUAUGGUCGAAUGCCGUGCGAGGCGUGUCUUUGAGAGAUGUGGCUGCAUACCGUAUCAUUUACCCAACAACGGAACUGUUUCUUGCUGCCAGAUGGAGGAUAUGAAAUGUAUCCUGGAAAAUGCUGAUCUCUACCAAAAUGCAGUACCGAUGUUCAAUUGGUCUAUCAUGGAAAUUAGAGACAGAGCUUAUACGUUGUGCCGCUGUUUACCAAACUGUGCGUCGGUUCAAUAUCCUGCGGAGAUGAGCAGCCGACUGUUGAACAGAUCGUAUUCAGAUACUGCUCAGGAUUUUUACACCGGUAUCAAGAUUAAGGACCACAGUGCUGUUCAUGUUUAUUACAACGAUUUGGUAUCGACACGUUUUUUGAAAAAAGUUAACCAAGAUUGGCUUGAUGUUUUAGCAUCAUUCGGAGGUAUACUAAGCUUGUUUCUGGGAUUUAGUAUAAUCACUGGUUUUGAAGUGAUUUACUUCUUCAGCAUCCGAGUUCUGUUCGACGUAUUUUGCGAACCGAACAAUCGUCACCACAAGCCAGUUGAACAAGCCCCGGUAGCUUGCAUAACUAAGGGCGCAAUGGUUAAGUGAAGCUUUCGCUUUAGGUAAUUGUUAACAAUUGUACGUGGGAAAAUAGUGACAAGUGGAAUAUGAACUUCAACCGAAAAAUUAUUUCAUGGAUUUGUAGAAUUUGUCAAAAAUCAGAUCUCUGUCUUUGUUAGGAUAAAUGUGUACCGUUACUGUAUUUUGUAUUCGACGGUUGUUUGGGUUGAAAAGCGCAAAGCAAGCCAACGGGAAGUUUUUAUACGUAUUGACUUCAU